Lineus longissimus is the source of this 792-nucleotide messenger RNA. RefSeq lists its product as uncharacterized. NCBI's taxonomy places the organism in Eukaryota, Metazoa, Nemertea, Pilidiophora, Heteronemertea, Lineidae. The record is from RefSeq and is a predicted model, not a curated record. Bases 1 to 792 code for a protein of 263 amino acids. The transcript has 5 exons.
AUGGCAGCCAUGGAGGCAAAAAAUGAUACCAAAAAAGUUAGAUUGCCAAAUUUUAGUCAAGCCGAGAUGGUCACACUGACCCAAUACGCAGUGGAAGAACUUUCAAGCCUCAGGGCCAAGUUUGGGCCACUCAUCACCCAUGAGAUUAAGGUUUCACGAUGGGAAGCCAUAGCCAAUGUCAUCAGCUCUCUUGGAGUGCCCCAGAGAAGCUGGGAGAAAGUAAGAGAGAAGUGGAACAAGAUGGUUUCUCAGGCGAAGACCUAUAAUUAUGAGAGAAAGAAGCAUGCAGGAGGCACUGGAGGGGGCCCUGCAUUAAAGAUCGACCCAAUUAAAGAGCGGAUAGCAGAGGCUUUUAAAGAUGAUCCGAGUUUUCAAGGAAUAACUGGAGGCACUGAAAGUGCCAUGCCAGCACCCCCAGCAAAAAACCAGGACAGAAGAGAGGUGGCCCAUUCCCCUGAACCAAGUACUAGUACUGGUAUAAUAUCUGAAUUGGCCCUGGAUGAAAUCAUAGGUCAAGCAAGAAGUGCAUCAAAGAAAGAAAAGGAGACUGUCACAAAAGAAAACAAUGAGACCGCCACUCCAAAGAAGAGGAGCUAUGCUGAUGUUCUUUCUUUACAAUUUGAUGUCCUGCAGACGACCCUGGAGAAUGAAAGGAUGAAAGGGCAGAGACUGAAGGAUGAGAUGGCAGCGGCCAAAGUGAGAAAACUCGCCAGUGAGGAGUUGGAGGCCCUCCAGAAGAAGAAGCUGUUACUCGAAAUUCAAAUAUUGCAGCAGUCUAUUGAGACAGUCUAG